AUUGGCAAGUCCAUGUUUGACGAAGCUGGCGCUAAAAUCGUCAAUGACUUAAUGACAAAGGCGGAGAAAAAUGACGUCAAAAUGCACCUUCCGUGUGAUUUUAUUACCGCUGAUAAAUUCGAGGAAUGUGCAGAGGUUGGUUGUGCUGAUGUUGAGUCGGGGAUUCCCGACGGAUGGAUGGGUUUGGAUAUAGGACCCAACAGCAUCGAAUCGUUUAAAGUACCCAUCGGUAGAGCACAAGUGAUAGUUUGGAAUGGAUCACCCGGUGUAUUUGAAUGGGACGACUUCUCCAAAGGAACUAAAGCCGUCAUGGAUGGAGUCGUUGCAGCCACGCAACGAGGAGCUGUCACUAUUAUCGGUGGCGGAGACACAGCCACCUGUGCUAAAAAAUGGAAGAGUAAAGAUAAAGUUUCACACGUUUCGACGGGAGGUGGCGCUAGUUUGGAACUUCUCGAGUGGAAAGUGCUACCAGGGGUAGCAGCCCUUUCUGAUGCUUAA
Messenger RNA from Zophobas morio, 498 nucleotides. RefSeq names its product phosphoglycerate kinase-like. The annotation marks the transcript as partial. NCBI's taxonomy places the organism in Eukaryota, Metazoa, Arthropoda, Insecta, Coleoptera, Tenebrionidae. Gene Ontology annotation, molecular function: ADP binding; ATP binding; phosphoglycerate kinase activity. The transcript is spliced from 4 exons. Gene Ontology annotation, biological process: glycolytic process; gluconeogenesis. Gene Ontology annotation, cellular component: cytosol. The record is from RefSeq and is a predicted model, not a curated record.